Messenger RNA from Pelmatolapia mariae (spotted tilapia), 1836 nucleotides. Its product is annotated as mast cell protease 1A-like. The record is from RefSeq and is a predicted model, not a curated record. The transcript is spliced from 5 exons. Bases 10 to 765 code for a protein of 251 amino acids. Gene Ontology annotation, molecular function: serine-type endopeptidase activity. Gene Ontology annotation, biological process: proteolysis. Lineage: Eukaryota; Metazoa; Chordata; Actinopteri; Cichliformes; Cichlidae.
UCUGCCAAGAUGUAUGCUCUGCACCAAUUUAUGCUAAUUUAUGUUUUGACAUGCCAUGGACAAAAUGCACUUGGAAGUGAAAUUAUAAAUGGGGAAAAAGCUCCAGAAAACUCACUGUUGUAUAUGGCCUCGGUGCAGAACAUUCAUGGCCACGAUUGUGGAGGUUUUCUUGUAAGUGAGGACUUUGUGGUCACCGCUGCACACUGUGGUGAAGGGAAUCCAAGGAGAAUAGUUCUUGGCACCCACGAUAUCAGCAAGCCUGCUAACACCAUGAAAGAUGUAAUCAUGAAAUGCAUACACCCAUAUUAUAUAGGUGUUGGAAAUGGGAAUGACAUCAUGCUACUCAAACUUUCUAGUGAAGUCCAACCAAGCAAAAACAUCCAAAUUAUUAAACUUCCCUCUUCUGAAAUAAAGCUAAAGGAAAAUGAAAGGUGCCUUGUGGCUGGGUGGGGUUUGGCAAAAACUGGUGGUCCAUUAGUUCAUCAGUUGAGAGUAGUGGAUGUGUCUGUUAUCAGCCCAGAGGUCUGUAGGGAGAGCUGGCCGGGUCUUCCGGAUGGUCUUAUUUGUGCUGGUGGUUAUGGCACAAACAAAGGGUUCUGUCAGGGUGAUUCUGGUGGCCCUCUGAUCUGCAAUGGUACAGCUGUUGGGGUUGUUUCUUUCAACAAAUGGGGCAGAUGUGACUACCCGGAUGCACCCAAUGUUUAUGUGGAUAUCGCAAAACACCUUCACUGGAUCAACGAGAUUCUCAAGAAAAAGCAUUGUUAAGUCUUACAUAAAUCUUUGCUUUGACACACUGUUAUUGUAGUUGUGCAUUUAAAUCACUCUGUGUUUUAUCUAGAUGCAGAAUAAAUAAAUGUUUCAAAUAUUUCUCAGCAGACAUGUAAUUGUAGCAAAGUUGCUGUAGUGACAAUAUUAUUGUGAUGUCAUUUAGCUCAUUUUAACGCAAUAAAUCACCAGUAAAUGAUUUAGGGGACAGUAAAAAGGUUCCCCUAGAGUCAGAAACAAAAAAAAUGCAGUCUUCGCUCAGCAUGGUGCAGUUAUUAGAUGAGAUGAGAUCAAGUUUUCAAGGUUAGCUGGGUAGUUUUAAGAGUGCACCCUGACACACACCCUAUGACAGCUAGGAUAGGCUUGAGCUCUGUAACCCUGGGUUUAAUUUAAUUGCUCUGAGCAGUUUUUGAUAUGGGCGACAUGGGCAGUUGCCCAGGGCACCCACCAGGACAGGACCGCCCCUGGCUCUGAGAUCAAGAGCAUAGCUUUAUUGUUGACUAACAAGAUAAAAUUUACUUGCUAAUGCUAGCUGUGUUUCCAUAGAUCCUAACUGAUCUCAGAGCGGUGAGAGCAGACCAACAGUACUUUGGCUUGUGAGCUGCUCUCCAUUCAGUUUCCAAACACCAGCAGUUUAGCCACAAUUCGCAUGCACAAACCACCAGAAAAAGCAAAAAAACUGCUGGACUCUCAGCUUGUCCAGCUCCAGUCAUUGUUAAAAGGAGACAGACACACCCAGACACUAUGAGACUGACCCAUGCAUUUGUGCUUGAAGCAUCACUUAUGUCUACAGGGUCAUGACAUCGCAUCAUGUGUUGAUUGAAGGAAGUGCAGCUUUCAGCAACAAUACCUGAUUGCAGCCACAGUGGCAGUAAUGUAAAGACUGGAUGCAUACAUAAUAUAUGAUAUAUAUAUAUAAUUGACUGGCAAGGAGCUUUAGUAAAGUGCUGUGUGAAAUGAAAGGAGAGUGAAGCCUUAAUGUGUUUAUUUUUAGACCAGAUCUUUUUUUUUACUAUUUUGUUCUGAUAUGUAAAAUCUUUGAAAGGAAAGGAGAUUUAAUUUCUUUUUAUC